CACUAUAGAGGUAUAGAUGGUGCAGGAGCAGACUGCUGCACCUAGAAGUCCAGUCCAGUGAGCUGCACUAGUCCUGAGAGCUGCCAACUCAGAGAAGUAGUCCAGCCACACCAGAAAUAUCCAGUCUGACUUUGCAGCUGCAGCACACGCUACAUGCAACCUGUUGCCAAAUAUUUAUUCAGUCAACGACGUGACACUGAUUGACAGCCUCUUAUUUCUGUGUCUCACUCCUGUUGUGAGCUCUCCGCGCUGAACUGAGCUCACGCAGAUCACAGCAGUUUGUUACACUUGAGGCUUAGUACCAGCACAUCAGCACAGAUGAUGAUGAUGAUGAGGAUGCAGCAACACUCACGCAGUUUUCUGGUCCUUCUCCUCAUGCUCUUCGUCUCUGGGAUAGUUCUCUCUGGCCCAUCAACGCCCCGCAGGAGCAGAGUGAGACGUCAGAACAUGAAAGUCCGUAUCAAUGCCACAGGAGACACUAUCGUGAUGAAGUUUUUGCUUCCCAAUGCUGACACCAAGCUUGAGGGCUACAUCCUGGGCUAUGGCAGCAGCAUGUUUUCCAAACAGUACAUUCAGCUGCCUGAGAAUGGACAGCCAUAUGAGUCUGAGUUUGAUGCUGAGCCAAAGUAUCUUAUUGCCGUCCAGCCCAUCCCAACCAAUGAGGUGAAAAAGCAGUGCACAGGCAAAGUGGAACUGGAGAAGCCACUACACUUGGUUAUUGGUUCAGUAACACCAACUUCAGUCCUCCUGUCCUGGGGGACUCUGCUGAAAACUCCCUAUGAAGCCAAUGUCAUGAAUGACUGUAUUGAGGAUGGGCACUACACUGUGCGUUACCGUGAAAAGAACAGGAAAUGGAACUACCAGACCUGCCCAACUAGUGACACGGUCAUUGACAAUCUGAAGCCCAACACAGUCUAUGAGUUUGGUGUUCAGCCCACCUCUAAGGAUGGCAGUGGAGUGUGGAGCAAGCCAGUCAUUCACAACAUCAGCACAGGCGGCAUAAAGGAGAAGGCCAUCAGGAAAAUCUUUAAAGAUCCCCUCAACCCCGUGCCUUUAACACCCGGUCCACACUCCUUCCCCUUUGCUCCUCGCCAUGUUCACUAUAACAGGACCCAGGGCAGACAGCCCCUCUCCCGGAACAUAGCCCCAAAGACAACUCUUGCUCCAAGCACAACUACUAGUCAGGAAUCUCUGUCGACCCCUGGACCCACACUGCCUGUGGUCACCAAACAGCCAAUCGGAGGAGGAGACCUCUCCAGAUCUGUCUUGCCUCCUUACUUGGAGGUCUUGUUAGCUCCCAAGCUCCAUCCUCCACUACACAUUACAACCACCACUGCAUCUGUGCCACUCCCCCAGACAAAUGUGGAAAAACAUGGAAGGCAUUCUCUGAGUCAACCUCAGCAAAAGCUUCAGACUCAACCAAACACCUUGCUCCAGCCACAGUACCAACCACAACCAAAGCCCCCAAAACCCCAGAGAAAGCCCCAGGCAAAUUCUCAGCCUCAGUCACAACCUAAACCAAAACCUCUUUCCCAAAUUCAACUCCAACCACAAACAACAUCCCAACCCAAACCUCCCAAGAACAAUCCUCAACAACAUCCCCAGUCAACAUUCCAGCCCAUACUCCAAACCCAACCACAACCCCAACCAACAUUCCAGCCCGUAGUCCAGCCCAAACAAAAACCCCAACCAACAACCCAGCAUGUACUCCAGACCCAACGGCAACCACAAACAGAAUUCCAGCCCAAAGCCCAGAAUCAACAUCAGCUGCAACCUCAACCGACAAUCCAGCCCAUAAUCCAGACCCAAUCACAACAAGCAUUCCAGCCCAGGAUCAAGCCACAACCACGAUCCCAAUCCCAAACAACACCUUACCCAAUACUCCAGACAAAACCACAUGCCCAGCUCCAGCCACAAUCUACACACCAGCCCAUGCUGCAGACACGACCACAUGCCCAUCUACAACUACAAUCUACACGCCAGCCGAUACUGCAUACAGAACCUCAACCCAAACCAAAAUCUCAGCCCAAACCUCAGACUCAACCUCAGUUAAAAUCUCAGCCAAAGCCUGAUCCUCAAUCGAACCGUAAAAUCAUAACCCAGCUCCAGGCUGAACCACAACCUCAACCAACACCCCAGCCCAAGCACCCUGCCCAAACUCAAACACAACCACAUCCAAAGACCCAGGCCCAGCGUCAAGUUCAACCAACUCACCAGUCUGUGACAACUGUGACACAUCAUCAAACAUCUCAUCCAAUGCUCCUGCACAUACCUCAGACCAAACAAGCACUACCAAAGAUUCACACCCAUCCCCAACCUCAACCUCAGUCUACAACUCAGACACAAACACAACCACAGCUAAAAUUUAACCGAGAGCCUCAAAUAAACACCAAGCAACAGUCCAAAGCUCAACCAACACCUAAACCAAAGAGACAUAUUUCUCAAUCAAAGCCCAACACACAACCUCAACCUAGGAGCCAACCCAAGCUGAAAACAAAGUCCCAGCCAAACAGUCAACCCAAGUCCCAACCACUAUCUCAACCAAAAGAGCAGCCAAAGUCUCAACAAAGAAAGCAGCCAGAGCCAAAGCCCCAAACAAGGGACCAAAAACAACCUCACCCAAAGAUUCAGCCAUGGCCACAAUCACAACCUCCAACAAAGAUCAUUGCCCAGCCUAUCACUUAUUCUCAACCCAUUACCCCACCACAACCUUCACCAAAACCUGAGCCCUGGUCCCACUUUGAGACUCUAUCCAAGCCACGAGUUCCAUCUAGAUCCCACCCACAACCUCAACCUGGGCUACAGUUUCAGUUUCAGACCAGGACCCACUCUGACCCCACCAAGAUCACCUCAAGGCAGGCUGUCCCUACGGCUCCUAGUCCACCAGAAGAGGGCAAACCUCUACCAAGACCUGUCCUGGCUGCAGAGAAGCCUGGUAGUUACAAUCAGGGUACUGGCGUCCUCAGAUCAUCCAUUGCUGAAGUUCCUCGUUCUCCCAUUAGCUCAUCAGUUCCUCCAGCAGGAAGAAACACCUCGUCGUCUCGACCCCGGGUUCCUCCUCAUUCCACUCGUAAUAGUGUCAGACCAUUUUCUCCAUCCAAGACAUUCAGCACCUCUCUCAGCUCCAGCAGCACGCCUAGGGCCAAUGGAGUGCAUCAUAAGGGCAAUGCUCUUCCUAAACCUGUGUGGUCCAAAGAGAAACCUGAUCUGCGUCCCUCUAAUCCUGUCCACAAGAAAACCAACCUGGUGGGGAAACCUAGUGACCAUGAUAAACCCAUGGACCUGAAACAAGGAGACAAGGAGUCCAUCUUGAAGCCAUUCGCUCUGGUCACAGCCAAGCCCAAGCAAGAGCGCAGACAGCAGACAACCACGACCGCCCCAGCAGUAAACAGCAGCCGUUUUGACAUAAAUGAAAACUCCUCCAUAUUCAGACCCUUGCCUACGUCAGAGGUAGACAUCAUGGGCAAGAAGCGCUUUGUAGCUCCCCACGUGAUCUACAAGACGGAUAAGAAGCCAGAUGAGCCGUGCUCUAUCACCUCCUCCCUUGCUUACUUCCCUGACGAGGAGGGUAGCGAUCAGAAUGUGACUGGUCCUCCCCGCAUACCUCCCUCCAACCUCACUGUGGUUACUGUGGAGGGCUGCCCGUCUUUCGUCAUUCUUGACUGGCAGAAAUCUGACAAUGAAACCAGAGAGUAUGAAGUUGUAUCCACCACUAAAGGACCUAAUGGAGAGGAGGUGUCCAUACUGACAACCAACCAGACACACACAGCCGUGGAGAAUCUCAAACCAGAGAGCAGUUAUGAAUUUAAAGUAACACCAAAGAAUGAGCUGGGAACAGGACCCUCCAGUGAUCCUGUGUCUUUUAGCACAGAAUCAGCGGAUCCACGAGUGAGCGAAUAUGCUUCAGGCAAAGAUGCCAUCUGGACUCAGUUUCCAUUUAAAUCCGAUGCCUACUCUGAAUGCAGUGGAAAGCAGUAUGUGAAGAGAACUUGGUACCGAAAGUUUGUGGGAAUCCAGCUCUGCAACUCGUUGAGAUACAAGAUCUACUUGAGUGACUCUCUCAAUGGGAAGUUCUAUAACAUUGGAGAUCAGACGGGACACGGUGAGGACCAUUGUCAGUUUGUGGACUCUUUUCUGGAUGGACGAACUGGCAGUCAGAUGUCUGCUGACCAGCUACCAAGCAGGCCAGGAUUUUAUAGAGCGCUGAGACAGGAACCUGUCCACUUUGGAGAGAUUGGAGGGAAGUCACAUGUUACUUAUGUAGGCUGGUAUGAGUGCGGCACACCCAUACCUGGGAAGUGGUAGAGACCCACAAGGCUAUCCAAGAGGGAUGAGUUCCUUGGUAGUGAGUAAGAAGACGCCUGACAAGGCCUGAAGGGAGGACAGCCUUUCUUUACCAUGGACAUUGUAGGCAGGUCUGCCUGUCUGAACUCAGCCUACUGUCCUAGGUAUGAACCUGUACAAGACUUAAAGGUGUCACCAACCUCUUUUGAGUGCCUUUGUAACAUUGGUCUUAAUUUCUGUAUUUAUCAAAAAUGUUGCAACAGACAAAAGACUGCAAGAAUUUGGGUGAACCAAAAUGUUAAAUAUGCAGUAAUCACAAAGAAAAUGUUGGGAAGCUGGCUCCCAAAGUGUAAUAACUUGUAUGAUAUUAUUUAUCAAGGGGCUCUUUGCUGAAUAUUCUGUUUGUGCUCGGGCAUUUGAGAUGAGAAAGAAAAAAAUUGUUCCCAGUACUUGCGUGUCAAUGUGCAGACACAUUGGUCAUUUGUGUAUAGAAAGGUGCCACUCAUACUUUCAUUGUACAUUUGGACUAUGUAAAAUACAAGUACACACAGACAUGCGGAAUUGACCUUCUGCUGGCCGUAAGAGAUCAUUAGCAGUUGCAGUUUGCACAGUAUUAGACUUCUGUUCAUAUAUGUAUAUGGUGUUAAAUUCAAUUUGUAUACCAAGAAUCAUAUAGUUUGAUAUAUUUCAGAUAAAGAGUAAAACAGUUUUGCCAAAUUGUUGAUCUAUUGCAAGAAAGCCAAAGCUUGAGCCCAGCAUUUCUAUGGGGUCAUUUGGGAACAAGAUUUAUGUAUUUGUAGUGCUCAUUUAUAUAAGAAUAAAAUAUGUACACAGAGCUUCAAUGUGGAAAUGUCAUAAGCAAAUGACAUUAUUUAUGUUUUUGUGUUCAAUUUCACAACAAAAUGUACAUAAAGCUAUAAAUCUCUGGAGAGAAGUCGACAGGUUUUGUCUACAUCUGUCAUGAUUGCAGUUGUUCCUGAUGCACCAUUUAUGUUUUUAGCAAUAAAUCUUUUUAUAUUUGCUAUUAAUUUCCA
Molecule: messenger RNA, 5318 nt
Organism: Scatophagus argus
Lineage: Eukaryota; Metazoa; Chordata; Actinopteri; Scatophagidae
Gene: abi3bpa
Product: target of Nesh-SH3
Exons: 23
Coding region: 319-4305 (1328 amino acids)
Biological process (GO): positive regulation of cell-substrate adhesion; extracellular matrix organization
Molecular function (GO): protein binding
Source: RefSeq, a predicted model, not a curated record